AUGGCCACUGCAGAGCCCACCACCUGGCAAUGGAUCCAGGGCCUGCUGGAGCCGGGCCAAAUGCUGUGGAUGGCCAUCAAGAGCUACCUCCACGUCUCGUUCGAAGCCGUCUUCCACGAGGGGCGCAUCCUGGCACCCCUCCUGGACACCCAGCGGUUACGCGAUGAAGCCUUCGGUCGCUUCUGGGUCGCCUUCAGCAAACACCCCCAACAACCCCAACAACCCCAACGAAUCACCGGCUCCGCCGACCUCAUCCCCCCGCUCCUGGCCACAGCGCAAGGCAUCACCCUAGACCUAGGUCCCGGCACCGGCACGCAAAUUCCUCACCUCCGCUCACCAGCCAUCACCGCGCUCUAUGGCAUCGAACCCUGCCACAAGCUACAUCCGACGCUGCGCGCCCGCGCCGUAGCCGAGGGGCUGGGCGAGAAAUACACGAUCGUGGGGUGCAGUGCCGCGCCGCAUGAGCUGGUUCCUGCACUAGAGCGGGUGGGUAUCGUCUCCGGUGGUGUCGACACGAUCCUGUGCGUGCGCGUGCUGUGCUCUGUGCCUGAGCUGGAGGACACUGUGCAGGGACUGUAUGGGUUGCUUAAGCCUGGGGGGAGGAUGAUCGUCGUUGAGCAUGUGGUUUCUUCUUGGGGCUUUGGCGAUCGGAAGGGCUCGGUUGUCGCGAGGUUGUUGCAGGGGUUGUAUGAGGUGCUUGGGUGGCGGUGGUUUGUGGGGGAUUGCGCUUUGACUCGUGAUACCGAGCGGGCUUUACGUGGUGCAGCGGAUAGGGAUGGGGGGUGGCAGAGCGUGGAGCUGGAGAGGUAUUUUGAGGGGUGUAUUAUGCCAUUGAGUUUACCAGGAAGCUGA
This is a messenger RNA of Aspergillus homomorphus CBS 101889, 852 nucleotides long. Its product is annotated as class I SAM-dependent methyltransferase. The transcript has 4 exons. Lineage: Eukaryota; Fungi; Ascomycota; Eurotiomycetes; Eurotiales; Aspergillaceae. The record is from RefSeq and is a predicted model, not a curated record. Bases 1 to 852 code for a protein of 283 amino acids.